Nicotiana tabacum (common tobacco) is the source of this 1246-nucleotide messenger RNA. Lineage: Eukaryota; Viridiplantae; Streptophyta; Magnoliopsida; Solanales; Solanaceae. The record is from RefSeq and is a predicted model, not a curated record.
UACUUGCACAAAAUUUUCUUCAUUUUCUCAAGAAUGGCUAGCUUUUCUUUCUUCUUUAUUACAAUCUUGAUCUUUGUUUUUCCCAUUAUUGAAGGGCGUAUUCUGAAACUUGAAGGUUCAGAAAGUAGUAGAUUGAUCUCAGAUGGAGUUGAACACUUCAAGAAUCAAUCAGAAUAUCUAAGCCCAGGCAGCUCAAAGGCACUUAUAACUUCAGGGGAUGAAUGUAAACAUAUAUAUGGUUUCUUUCCAUGUGCAGAAAAUAUUGGAGGGUACAUUUUCAUGAUUGUCAUAUUUCAGUACUUGCUAAUUCUUGGUGAGAAAGUACAGUCCAUAGGAAGCAACAGGCUCUUUAGUAUUCUUGACACUGGAAUUUUUGGUGCGAGUAUCUUUCCAGCCCUUAUAACUUGGCCAAGAAUUGUUAUGGCGUUUGUAUCUGGACUACUGGUUAGCAGAGAGCAAGCUCAAGUAUCGGUAUCUUCUGCACUUGGUUCGAAUGUUGGUUCCAGUGUCUUGAAUCUUACUGUGCUCUGGGGCAUAUGUGUCAUACUUGGGAGACAAAACAUCUCAGGAAAUUCAAAUACACAAAGUGCAGACUCAUCUUCUUCUACUUUGAAAAUGAAAGACUUAAAGCGUACUGGAAUCAUAACAAAUGAUCUAACUGGUUAUAUAGCUGGAGUCAUGUUUCUCUCCCUUGCACCAUUCAUAAUAAUGCUAUUCGUCGAUAUCAUUAGUUCAUCAGUAGGAAAGCGCAUUACCGUUCUUGUUGCUCUCAUAGUAUCAGUCACAUUGUUGCUGUCAUAUUUCGCAUAUCAGAUGUGGAAUCCAUUGAUUCAAGAAAAGUGUUUAGAAUACAUAAAACACGAAAACCUGGUGAAAGUGUUUGUGGAGCAUAUCCAAAGGCAGGCAAGAGGAAAUCUCUUUAAAGGUGGACGUCCUGACAUUAACGCGCUCAGAGGGUAACAUUUUUUGACACCCUUAAAUAAUGAGUUAAAUCUACCGCCCAUACUUUUAAGUCACCUGGAAGUGUAAACAUCUUACUUUUACAAGUCACUGUGUAGAAGUUAAACUCUUAUGAAAAGUCUUGUUUCCUCAUAUAUUUAUCAAGACUUACAGUUAAUACUAUCUUGAGUUGAGGGUCUAUCGAAAAUAACCUCUCUAUUCCAACGGGUAAGGUUAAGGUUUGUAUACACACUACUCUCCCCAGAUACCUUACCUGUGGGAUUUUACUGGGUUGUUGUUGUUGUUG